UCUAAGCCGUGUUUGACACUUGUGAAUAAACUGGUAAACAUUGUGGCUUUGUGUCGUAAAAGAGGAAUAUUUACUUGUUCAGUACAACUUGGAUUUACCCUGAAGGGAAUUAUCAAACAGAGACUGAGAGGAGUUUUCAGGCUCUGAAAUGUCUGGAAUGGACCAGAAUCCUGCGGACAGUGCGGAAAUAAUGUAACGUCGACCAAUACUCCAAGCCUCAUCGACGCGAGGACGAAUCAUUACUCAGGAAUAUAUCGUGCGUCUUCACCAUGCCCAAGCGAAAGAUAGACGACCUGGAUAUCGGGGAUGAGGAUUCUAAUUCGGCCAACUUGUCCGAGGCAGACGAUAGUACUAGCAACUGCAGCCUGAAUACGAGCAGUAGUACAGAUGUGCCCACGACAGAUACUGUCAGAGAUGUCGGGAGUGACUGUCCAGCAAAGAAACGACGGCGGGCGGUCAACUUCAAUGGCGUGACUGUGUACUACUUUCCACGGUCGCAGGGAUUUACGUGUGUGCCUAGUCAGGGUGGAUCUACUUUAGGAAUGGCAGACAAGCAUCAUCACCAUGAAGACUACUCACUGUCGGAAUACGCCAAGGAACAGCAGCGACUUCAUCGCCAUAUCAUCCAAGAGCAUCAACGCAUCGGCAAACUACCCAUGUCACCGUCGCGACGAUCACCAGCCAAAACAUUCUCAGACAAAUCGGAGUCCGAGUCAGAAAACGAGUUGGAAGUUGAUGACUAUUAUUUUCUUCAACCGGUCACCACGCGGCAACGCCGCUUGAUUUUACGGACUUCCGGUAUCAAGAAGAUUGACACGAAGGAAAAGGACGAGUGCCGUGAUAUUCGGAUAUCACGGGAAUCGUGUGGUUGUGACUGUAAAGUUUAUUGUGACCCAGAAACGUGUAAGUGCGCAAAAGACGGGAUAAAAUGUCAGGUUGAUCGGUUGUCGUUUCCGUGCGGGUGUUCAAAAGAUGGCUGUGCGAAUCCGACAGGUCGUAUUGAGUUUAAUCCACUACGCGUUCGGACUCAUUUUAUUCACACUCUCAUGCGUUUAGAGUUGGAACGGAAAGAUAAUGAAUGUCGGCGGCCGCUGAAUGGAAACGCCACAUCAGAGAAAUCAGACUCGGAAAAAGAGGAGCCUGAUAAAGAGGAUGUUGAUGGUUACAACAGUAAUGAACUCGGUAGCUGUCGUGAUUGUCAGAACUCUGAGGUAAAUAAUGUUGUGAUGCGCGACGUUCAGUUGACAUCUGGAAAUCUGGAAACGGAGAGUUGUAUGAACAAUAACGACUUUGCUACGCUGCAUUAUGGUGAGGAAGGUGUACCGCGCCCAGCGUCUGUACCAAUACCGCAACAAGCACCCAAUGAUGCCUUGCCACGAGUGCUUCUAUUCAACGACACGGAGGAGGAAUUUCACGAGCAGGAGACACCGGGGACGUUGUAUCCUUACGCUAAAGAAGAUAGUUCCUACUCUGAGAGUAGCGACUGUAGCAGUGAGGGGUCAGCGUCUUAUGAAGAAACUGCGGCAUAUCAAAAUUACGAGGCAAUCACGAAUCUCAAUAACAUGGAUCGCCAUAACGGUAACCGUGACUACUGUAUUCCACAGAACGCGGAAUAUGAACCGACGACUGCGCAGCCAGAGAGUAAAUACAUUGAGUUGAAUACAUCAUCAUCGAUGUAUAAACUUGAGCCGAUCUCAGAGAUUCUCAACCCAAUCCGUUAUCAGGGGUUUUCUGCCUCUGACCACAGCAGUCAGGACUCAUGGACAAGUGCGACAGAGCCUUUUUGUUAUUCUCAACAGACCGCUCUUGAGAAUGGUAACUUUGACAACAUGUCAUGUUCUGCAGAUGUCACAACACUCAUGCCACACCAGACAUCAAAUUACUCCUACAUUGCCUCCGUACAUCAAGAUCACAUGGUCAGAAACAACAGCAACGAGGGAUUCCGCGAAACAUCCAAGACGUACUUUAAUCAGGAUUCGCACAUAUCAAACCAGGGGACAAUGUCUGAUGACUUCAUGACACCGGAACCGACAUUUCAUGAGCUGCAGACCAGUAACCACGGUAACAAGAACACAGCCAUGAAAUCCCUUGAAAACAAGGUCAUGUUCUCUGAAUCUCAAAACUUGAAUUCUCCGACUUACUGCCGCCAUUCUGACUUCACACCGGCAUCGCUUCUCGAAGACCACCACAACGGCAACAUCUCAUUGAAAGAGCAGACAACAAUUUCACAGCUAGUGCCACCUACUGACAACUUCUGUCAUCACACAGUUGCGGCAGAUUUACUGAAUGGUUCCGAGGAUGUCAAUAUGGAGAAAGAUCAGCCGGAAGUCAGUCUCGACAACGGCAUCCAAGACCACGCAGAUUCACCGCCAAAUUUUGGUGAAGUAAUCAAGGAAUCUAUCGUUGAAACAGUAUCUGCGUAAAUGAUACUGAGAUGUCAUGCCACCUGGUGGAUGCAUUUGUAGUUAUUAUUUGGUGCCAUAAUCGUGUGUUAUUACCUCAGUGUAAGUCAUUUGAAAUAAGGUUCAACUCAGAUUCCUGAUUGGAGAAGUUUUGUGAAAAGAUGUUUGUUUUUGUUCAAAAGUAAUCGUGUGUCAUCCGGCAUACUGGGGUUCAAAAAGUCACCAAACUUAAAUGACACGAUUUUUAAUCGAAACAUUAUAAAACUAUUUUGGCCAUAUAUUCUCAAGAUUUACGAGUUUAAAAUUGUUGGAAGGCAGUUUUAAGUCAUUAAGAUCACGCCAUUCACGUUUUUCAAAAUCACAAACAAGACCACUUACAGCCCUCCAAAUGGCAAGCCAACGCAUAUCUGGCAAGGUAACGACAGUCCUUAUCCAAACCUCCAGCAGCCCAAAUCCCUAACUCCCCAAGCCCAUUACACCGAAAUUCACCAAGAAGAAGUGGGUGACAGCGUGUUUCCGUGGUAACGGAUGAUAAAGUAGUUGCAUACAUUUGGUACUAUUGAUUUCUUAGCGUCUGGGGUUGAUAACGCUGGUGUAUGGUGGGUAGUGCUUGGGGAGACUUGGAGAAAUAGUCGACGGUCGUGGUGGGCUAUUACGCUGCUGGCAAUUUACAACUGAUUUUAACCCCUUGGACUGUCUGAACAGAAUGAGAAAAGGUAAAAACUCGAAAUUAAGCACAGGUGUAAAUAGGCACCACUAUUUUGGCUAGAACUCUGAACCCUACAAUUAGAACGCUUUCAAAACGAAGUGAAUGCUAUUAAAGCCAGGGAGGGAGUCUGUUCUUUGUUUUUAAGAGAACACCCUCCCAGGUUAUGAAUUGGCAUUCACUACAUUUUGAAGGAGUUCUAAUCGCAUUAGGAUCUCAAGUUCUGGCAAAAUGGUGCUACCUAUGUUCAAUCCUUCAAACCGUUAGGCCUUCUGGAGGAAGAUUUCAUGUUUAAUCAUGUCUAAGUUUUGUCCGAUCAGUUUCAGAUUCGGAAUGAUGCUGGGGUUAUUUACUGUAUUAUUUAUUCUGUUUGUUCUAAAGUGUGGAAAAUGUGAGACAUUUUAGAAGCAAUGUGAAAUGUUCUACAUUUGUAUUCAAAACAAGUCAUCAUGUAAAAACCAAGCUGCCACUCCAAGAGGGGGUUAAAGAUUGAUGAACUAUUUCAAAUACGCACACGUUGUGUGGAAGAAAGAAACGAGUAAUGACUCUGCCAGUGACAGUGAUGAAUGAAGAUUAACGAGGGGGUUCAUGGUGGUGAUCAGUCAUCGACCAUCCAUCAUGAUAUUGUCGCGACUGUGUUCCGUUUGCGGAGAACGUACGAGGGUAUGGAAGGGCUAAUCGUGUCUUUUGGAAGUUUCGGUGCUGCCUGAACGAGAUCUUGAGGACUUGCCUCCAAUGGAAGAUAAAAUGGGUGCUUGUUCCAUCUUGUAGUUGGAUAAAUUCACAUCACUAUUUAUCCUAUAUUUUUUGUGAUUUGAUACCCUGUUUUUUUUAUCGAGUUCAGUUUUCUGGUGAAUAGGUGCAACAAGCAGGCCUACAAUUUACAAACUCUAUUGGUACCAGUAGCAGACACUGUGUGUUGGUACCAAUAUCUUCAUGGGCAUUUUAAAAUUGUGGCACAGUAUUCAGGACUACAAGGUCCACUUUAAUUCUGUCCGACUGAAAAUUAUGGGUUGGUUAGCAUAAUUGGGUCUGGAGCACUUAUGAACAACACAGCUGUCUCCCCUGAUUGAUAAAGUGGUAUAUUCCAUAUGUUAUGGAUUUGUAUGUUUUGAGAAGGUCCUAUUUAUUGUGCAAGGGGUGAUACGUUGAGAAUUUAUUCUUGCAAAAUGUAUAUCUGGUCCUCUAUUUAUUUUAUGAAAUAUCUGAUUCUAAAAUGUGUGUGUUUAUAUUCUCAAAAAUAUAUCAAUUAGUCAAAAAAUAUGUAAAUUAGUCAUGAAUAUUCAUUAGAUAUAUGUAAAUUGGCGUGGACGCUUCCGUGAAUAAAUUAACUUUAAACAUUUGUAUUGUGUCAAUGUAAGAUGUAAGAUGUCAAAUCAGCAUGAUUUUUAUGGAUAUAAAGUCUUUUCAUUGUGAUCUAGAAGCGUCCUUGUAUCAGUAAAUCACCCCUUCAUGUUCAGGGGGUUGUAGCUUUCCAUUCUGGGUCAGCUAGUCUUACUGGGCUCGACCAUUUUCUAAAAGGGAUGAAAGGUUGCAAUUCGCAUGGUGCAUGUCAUAGUCGUAAUCCAGUUGUAAAAUAAUAAUGUACCAUAAAAACGUGGGGUGUCUCAAGAAAAAGAACAGAAUUGUAGAUUUUUGUCACAAUUUUUAGUUUUUUGGGAUGCCCUGUAGCUAGUUAAGUUAAUGUAAGAAUGGAUGUAAGUGACUUGUUAAGUCUGGUCUAAAUACAUAUCAAUGUAUGUGUGUCUGUUUGUAAAUUCGACAAAUUUCAAAAAGCGUAAUUUAAAAAAUAAUGUAUUGUGUAAAUCUGACAUUUCAUGACUAUGAGUUUGACUUGAAGAGCAAUAAUUUGUGGUUAAUGAUGUCUUGAUUUUUCUACACCAAAGGUUCCUAGUUUGGUUGGCGUCCUGCUUUCAUCAACUUUGAUCUGAAUGCCACCUGGAGGAAAUCAUGUGAACUUAACCUAAUCCGUCUGCUGCCAGUCUUCAUUGUUGUAAAGAGUCGAGUUGAAUCUCAUCUACUUACCCUGCCUCCUGGUGACAGAUGUUUGUACCCUGUUCUGUUCUAAGUAUUCAGUGGAUCUGUGUCAAAAAUUUUGCUUUUUGUGAGAAAUAUUUUUAUAAAAUUUGAAUUUUGAGGUCAUAUCUUUGGUUUUAUGGUCAAAACUAUUUCUAUAUAAAGGUUUGCAAAAGAUUUCAUUCCAUGUACUGUCGGGUUUUGGAAUUCAUCAGAUUGAAAUGUGGUCAGUCUUAUCAUCUUCUUCAUAGUAAUGUGAAAAUAUUGUGCCAUGUUUUCAAUUUUGAUCAAUGUAGUGAUGUGGCCAAUUGCCAAAUUGUCAAUAGCAAAUGCUUCGACAAAAGGAAGCAAGAUUUCGUCCUGAUAUGACCUUGAAUAUGACCUUGGAAAUGACCCUAAUGAUCUGAACGUGAUGAGUGAAAUCUAGUCAAAAAUUCAUUCAACCUCAUCCCAGGGAGCUUCUUGAUGCAGCACCUGUGGCGGGGUUGACCAUCACCAUGGAAUAUGGAUGUUGUCAUAAAGCUUGUUGUCAUUAAAAAAAUCAAAAACAUUUUUUUCAAAUUUUUGUGCAUCUUUGAGCUUCAUCAAGUUGUGACCUUGAAAAGUUGGUCAAGGUCACUUGCAUGUUUUGCUUGCCAUGGUGUCUUAGAAUGUGUUUGUAUUUUGUCAAGGAUCUCAGUCAAGAGUGAUUUGUGCUGUUGGUUGUCAUGGAAAUAUUAUGUUCAUUUGUUGCUAGGCGACAGAUUAGUUGCCAUGGAGGUAAUGUAAUGUUUAUGUGUUACUAGGCAACGUGUCUUGUCUUUUUGAGAAGGUGCUUACAUCAACUUUGUCUCAAAUUUGUCAACUAUUUUGUUGCUGAUUAUAGUUGUUUCUGUCUCCUUGUAUUAUACACCAUUUUGAAAUACUUGGACUGCCUUUUUCGGUCCAAUGAAAAGACAGAAGUGUAACUUAUAUCUAGUAUUUAUUUUUAGCUAAGUGUAAACUUGUAAGUCAGUGAAGUUCUGUUAUGAGUCAAAAAAGGAUAUCUGGGUUGUUCUUGAAAAGAAGAAUUUGGAUCAUAUUGGUUUCGAGAAUGUGGAUGGAUUCUCUAUUUGUAGCAAAAAAAAAAAGUUUGCCUCAUUUUUGACCAAUGAAGAGUUGAAAAAAAUGUUAUUAGUGCAAUGUCUUGUAAGAUCAUUCAGUUUCUAUGAAGUAAGUAGGCCUAUUUAUGCUAUUUUCCAUAUAAGAAGUGUUUGACACACAGGUGAUAGAUCCUCAAGUCAGCGUAAGGGUUGGUGCCGUAUGUAGACAUUAUUAGUACAUACUGUGUGUAAUAUGUUAUGUACUAACCUACUCAAACUUGUUGCACACCUGUAAACCCAGCUAUUUGGUGGAGAAAGAUCAUAACAUGAAUGUCUCAAGUUGGCCGGCAUGAGACAUUCAUGUUAUGAUUUAUGAUAUUUACCGUUAUGAUAUAUAUAUUGGUAAGAUAAAGAUAUCUACCAGUAGAUUGUGACCUUCCUUAUAACAUACAAGGAGAUGUUCCUGUCAUGGGGAGUUAUAGAGGGCGUUAUGCAAGUAGCAAUGCAUGUCAUUGCGUAUCAAUGUGGGUUUACAGGAAAACGUGAAACAUUCUAGAAGAUGUAAUGUAUAUGAACGAUUAUGAUUGUGUGACUGUUGUAGUUCCCAUUGUUGUCAAAUACAUCAAACUUGAGCUGCUGUUCUGGUUGUAGAUUAGUACCCAAUCAUCUCACAGAUGGCAGCACAGAGGGCAGAUGAGACAAUUGGUCAUGUGCUUGUUCAAUUUCAUCCACUUCUUGGGAUGGUCAACAUAUGCGACUAUUCUCCGAUUUCGCAGAAGCAAGCACUGAUGAGCCGAGGGAAUGAGGCGGCCACAUUGUACCAAGACAUGUAUGUGACGUCAUCCUUAAAUGGUAAAUGUAACCAAUUGUCCCAUUUCAUUGUGCUGUCAUCUCCAAAAGAUGACCUGGUACCAAUCUAGUGAAUUCAAAUUUUAUCUCCUUCGCAAGAUUGUGAAUCUCAUGCAGUCAUGAAAUAGAUGAAGAAUGCUGCGACAUUUAUUUCUAUCCUGAACAUCCUGCGAUUAGUUUAAAGAUGGUAUCAUUAUGAUUCUCACAUUCACACCCAUGGGAAUCUCAACUUUUUGAAUCUUCUCAAAACAGACUGAAAAUCUUACUAAAUGCAUUUGUUUAACCUGUACUUUUGUCAACAUGAUCAAGAUAUAAACGGUAUAAGAUCUUGUGAAGUACUAACAGUGUUUACUUCAGCUGAGGUUUGCAAGGAAAUCGGUUCAAUCUUUGACCUCAGUGCAUCUUCAUUGGGCCAGGUAUCGCAUUUUUUGACUUCAGCUUUUCAUUGAUCUGAGUGAAACAUGUCAACUCAACCUACUUUUCCAGUAUUCUGCUACUUCUGACCAAAAUUUCCUGCAUCACCGCCACUGGUAAAGUUGCUGUCGUUAACAACUGAACGAUUUAAACCUUCUCCAGGCGAACCAAAGCUGAGGUGAACUUUCUGGUUUUUGUCAUCAAGCAUUUAAGUGUACAAUGUAUUCAUGUGCAAUAAAUGGCAGUAUGCAGAAGA
Molecule: messenger RNA, 7704 nt
Organism: Lineus longissimus
Lineage: Eukaryota; Metazoa; Nemertea; Pilidiophora; Heteronemertea; Lineidae
Product: cysteine/serine-rich nuclear protein 1-like
Exons: 4
Coding region: 270-2423 (717 amino acids)
Biological process (GO): regulation of transcription by RNA polymerase II
Cellular component (GO): nucleus
Molecular function (GO): sequence-specific DNA binding; DNA-binding transcription factor activity, RNA polymerase II-specific
Source: RefSeq, a predicted model, not a curated record